UCUUUCUCUCUCUCUCUACCCUACAACUGUCUAACCCCUCUCUCUCUCUCUCUUUCAGUCUCAGCUGUUUGAGGGUCCAUAUAGGGGAGAGAUUUUUGGUCCGGAGAUUGUUGGAUAUCGCAAGUCUCGAAGACUUGAAGGCGAGGGAAAGCUACACAGGAGAAGAUUGAUUGGAUUACAGGUUUUUUAAGGACUCAGGUUGAAAUUUCAUCUCUUCUGUCUGAACUUUGUCCUUCACUUGUUGUUGGAGCUUAAUUUAUGGAUAACAACAAUUGGAGACCUACUCAAGCAGAGUCUAGCAUGGAUACCAGCGAUUGGAGAAGCCAACUUCAACCUGAUUCUCGACAGAGGAUUGUGAAUAAAAUAAUGGAGACUUUGAAGAGGAACCUUCCAAUUGCUGGCCCAGAAGGGUUACAAGAACUUAGGAAAAUUGCUGUAAGAUUUGAAGAGAAGAUUUAUACUGCUGCGGCGAACCAGCCAGAUUAUUUACGGAAGAUAUCUCUAAAGAUGCUGACAAUGGAGACAAAAUCUCAGACUCCUGGUGUGCCUGCUUCCUUACCAUCAAACCCUGCUGUUAAUAACCAAAAUCCACCAGAUCCAGGAUCCCAAAAUAUGCAGCCCCAAAUGCGGAACCAGGGGCAGACACUUCCAAUGCCAGUGGCUAAUCAGUCGAGGCAACAGCUAGUGGCCCAGAGCAUUCAAAAUCCCAUUGCAUCUGCUGGAAUGCAGAAUUCUGCCAGCCUGCCAUCUGUGCUACCAUCUAUGAGCAGUCUAACUCAGAGCACCAUGUCGAAUGUUGGUAGCCAGAGUUCUAAUUUGCAGAGUGUGCCAGGCCUUUCACAGAACCCUGGAAGUAAUUCACUUGGCCAAGGACUGUCUUCAAAUAUGUUUUCCAAUUCCCAGAGGCAGAUGCCAGGAAAGCAGCAUCCACAGCAGGUUGUUCCUCAGCAGCACCAGCAGCAGUCUCAAAAUCCACAGCAGUAUCUUUACCAGCAGCAGCAACAACAGUUUCAACAUCAACUUUUGAAGCAGAAGUAUCAACAACAGGGAAAUAUUCCGUCUUCAGUAAUGCAAUCACAUAUCCAGCAGCAACAGCAACCGCAGCAGAACCUAUUACAGACAAAUCAGAUGCAAUCUUCACAGCAGUCUCUCAUGCAAAUGUCAUCUGGUUUGCCUUCAAGCCAGUCCACUCUUCAGCAGACACAGCCUUCUAUGAUGCAAUCGAAUCCACUUCCAGGCCUUCCACAGAAUCAGCAACCUUCUAUUCAACAGCCGACAGCAUCUGUGCUUCAGCAACACCCACAAUCAGGCCUCAGGCAUCAGCAACAGUCUCAACAAUCUGGGCACCAACAAACUUCCAUUCUUAAUCAACAGCAAGCACCAAUGUCACAGACAUCAAUGUUUCCCUCCCAGCAGCAACAACCACUAAUAGGGCAACAAACAAAUGCAGCAAACAUGCAACAGAAUCUGCUACUUGGACAACAAGGUAGUGUCCCAGAUAUGCAGCAGCCACAGCAGCAGCAGCAGCAGCAGAGGUUGCUAGCCCAAGCCCAGCAGAAUAAUCUGUCAAACAUGCAACCGUUGGGCUCACAAGGUAAUGUUUCUGGGCUACAACCGCAGCAGCAGCAUCAACUGCUUGGAGCUCAAUCUGGUAUUUCAAACAUUCAGCCAAAUCAGCAGGCAAUGCAGAUGUUACAAGCCAAGGUUGCAGUGCAGCAGCAACAAAACCAGCAAACAUCAUCAACCCUAUUACCAACACAAGGACAACAAUCACAAUCACAAUCACAACUUUCACAGCAGCAAAUGAUAUCUCAGCUCCAAUCACAACCUGGUCAGCUGCAACAACAAUUGGGGUUGCAACAGCAGCCUAAUUCAUUACAAAGAGAUGUGCAGCAAAGAAUUCAAAGUUCAGGUGGCUUGGUUCAGCCUCAGAAUGUUGUUGAACAACAGAAACUAUUGCAGUCACAAAGAAUGCUUACAGAGACUUCAUCAACAUCAAUAGAUUCUACAGCUCAGACAGGACAAGGUGAUUGGCAGGAAGAGGUCUAUCAAAAGAUUAAGGCAAUGAAGGAAAUGUUCUUACCAGAACUAAAUGAAUUGUACCAGAAAAUCGCUGUCAAAUUCCAGCAGCAGGAUGCUCUUCCACAGCCGCCAAAGUCUGACCAAAUUGAACGAUUCAAAUUUUUCAAGAAUUUGUUGGAGCGCAUGAUAAGUUUUUUACAAGUUUCCAAAAAUAAUGUAGUACCUGCUUACAAGGACAAGCUGGGUGCAUAUGAGAAGCAGAUCCUUAAUGUUCUUAAUUCAAAUAAGCCUAAAAAACCUGUUUCCUCACAAAUGCAAGGACAACAGCACCUUCAGCCACCUGGUGGUCAUCCGCAUUCCAUGCAGCUGCAGCAGCAACAGCAACAGCAACAGCAACAGCAACAGCAGCAGCAGCAGCAGCAGCCACAAUCUCAACUUUCUCAGUUGCAACAGCAUGACAACCAAAUGAAUCCCCAAAUGCAAACAAUUAACUUGCCAUCUUCUGUAACAUCAAUGCAACCAACAUCUGUGUCUAGCAUGCAGCAUGGUUCAUUACCAUCAUUAUCAGGCCAUUUAGGGGUUUCAAAUGGACAGCCAAACAUGAUGGGUUCACUGCAGCCUGCUUCUAAUUUGGAGUCGGGACAAGGAAGUUCAUUGAGUUCAUUGCAGCAAGGUGUUGGCAGUUCUCUUCAACAAAAUACUGUGAGCAUGCCCCAACAGGAAAACAUGAACACAUUGUCACAAAGUGGUGUUAACACAUUACAGCCUAAUAUUAAUUCCCUUCAGUCAAAUUCCAAUAUGAUCCAACACCAGCAUCUGAAGCAACAACAGGAACAACAACAAUUGAUGCAAACACAACAGAUAAAGCAGCAAUUUCAACAGCGCCAGAUACAGUCACAAUUGACUCAACAGCAGAAGCAGCAGCUAAUGUUGCAGCGGCAGCAGCAACAACAACAACAGCAACAACAGCAACAAAAACAACAACAACAACAACAACAGCAACAACAGCAACAACAACAACAACAACAGCAGCAUCAACAACUACAGCAGCAGUUCCAGCAGCAACAACAGCAGCAGCAGCAGCAGCAGCAGCAGCAGCAGCAGCAGCAGCAGCAGCAACAGCAGCAGCAGCAGCAGCAGCAGCAGCAACAGCAGCAAUUACAACAGCUAAAGCAGCAGCAGUCUGCACCAUUGCAGGCACACCAAAUUCCUCAGCUUCAUCAGAUCAAUGAAGUUAAUGACAUGAAGGUGAGACAAGGUAUGAGUGUUAAACAAGGAAUUUUUCCACAACACCACUCAGCAGGCCAGCGCUCGACAUAUCACCAUCAACAGUUGAAAACAGGUGGUCCAUUUCCUAUUUCUUCUCCCCAAAUCCUUCAAGCUGCAUCCCCGCAAAUUUCUCAGCAUUCUUCCCCACAGAUUGACCAGCAAAGUCUGCUAACAUCACUGUCAAAAGCUGAAACGCCUCUGCAAUCUGCAAACUCACCUUUCAUUGUUCCUUCUCCUUCCCCUUCUAUGGUACCAUCUCCAAUGCCAGGGGAUGUUGAGAAACAAACUUCAGGUGUCUCUUUGCUCUCAAAUGCAGUGAAUAUAGGACAUUCACAAUCAACAGUUGCACAAGCCCCUCCUCAAUCUCAAUCCCAAUCCCAAUCCCAAUCCCAACCCCAAAUUCAACCCCAAUCACUAGCCAUUGGUACACCAGGUAUAUCAGCUUCUCCAUUGCUUGCUGAAUUUACUAGUCAGGAUGGAAAUCAGGGUACUGCAUCGGCAAUCGUUUCUGGCAAGUCAAGUGUUACAGAGCAACCUCUGGAGCGACUAAUGAAAGUGGUAAAAUCGAUGUCAUCUAAAGCUCUCAGUGCCUCUGUCAGUGACAUUGGGUCAGUUGUGAGUAUGAUUGAUAGGAUAGCAGGAUCAGCACCUGGUAAUGGUUCAAGAGCUGCCGUUGGAGAGGAUUUGGUAGCCAUGACAAAGUGUCGUUUGCAAGCAAGGAACUUCAUCUCACAAGAUGGUAGUGCAGCAACAAAGAAAAUGAGACGCAAUACAAGUGCUAUGCCCUUGAAUGCUGUAUCAUCUGUAUGUAGUGUUAAUGAUAGUUUCAAGCAAUUAAAUGGUCUUGAAACAUCUGACUUGGAGUCAACUGCAACAUCAAGAAUCAAGAGGCCUAGAGUUGAGGCGAUCCAAGGUGGUGGACAGGUUUCUAAGCGCUUAGGUGAUAAGGCACCCGCCCAGGAGACCAAAUCGGCAAACCAUGCGCUGUUGAAAGAGAUCAGAGAGAUAAACCUGCAGCUUAUAGAUACCGUGGUGGAUAUCAGCGAUGAGGAUGUUGAUCCAACAGCAGCUUCUGCUGAAGGUGGUGAAGGAACUAUUGUCAAGUGCUCCUUCAGUGCAGUGGCUCUCAGUCCAAAUUUGAAGUCGCAGUAUACGUCAGCACAAAUGUCCCCAAUUCUGCCUUUAAGGUUGCUUGUCCCCACAAAUUAUCCGAAUUGUUCCCCUAUGCUCUUAGACAAGUUACCAGUAGAGCUGAGUAAGGAGUAUGAAGAUCUCUCGGUAAAAGCGAAAUCGAAGUUCAGCAUAUCCCUCCGCAGCCUUUCACAACCAAUGUUACUGACUGAGAUGGCGAAGACAUGGGAUGUUUGUGCUCGUGCAGUUGUGGCUGAGUAUGCACAACAGAGUGGAGGGGGAAGCUUCAGCUCAAGAUACGGUACUUGGGAGAACUGUGUGAGUGCUGCUUGACAUUUUGUCUGCAUUUUAAUCCAAUGAAUUACGUCAACGGGGAAGUGGCUCACAGCUGAGAAAUGAGAGUGAUCCUCUAUGUACUACCUAGGAUGGUUGCUGCUGAUUGCAUCAGUUCCUAAUCAAAUGGUUGAGUGACUGGCUAUAUUUUGAUCGGAAGCACUUCAAGUCCAAGUACAAUAGUGGUGAUCAUAAUCAAAGCCUUACAUAUAAUGUGUUCUUGUAGCUUGAAUUCUGAAUCAAAACUUUAGUGGACCUUGGUAGUAGGCCAUCAUCUUCUAUGCUGACUCUUAAUGGUAGUGGUCAUGCAGGGUCCUCUUUUUGUCCCAGAAAUGGUUAUCUGUGAUCGAGUUUUAAAUACUUACGGAUUUAAUCCAUACGUUGCGAGACUCUGGAUUACAUUC
Molecule: messenger RNA, 5159 nt
Organism: Macadamia integrifolia
Lineage: Eukaryota; Viridiplantae; Streptophyta; Magnoliopsida; Proteales; Proteaceae
Product: mediator of RNA polymerase II transcription subunit 15a
Exons: 13
Coding region: 259-4755 (1498 amino acids)
Biological process (GO): regulation of DNA-templated transcription
Molecular function (GO): transcription coactivator activity; chromatin DNA binding
Source: RefSeq, a predicted model, not a curated record